GUAUCUGAUGUUCAUCAUGGUCCUGGUCACUGUGGUGGUCCUCAACUGCGUGGUGGUCCUCAACCUGCACUUCAGGACGCCCAGCACGCACGUCAUGACCAACUGGACCAAGAGGUUCUUCCUGGAGCGUCUGCCUCGGAUCCUCAGGAUGUCCCAGCCGGCUGACGCGGAGCCUCCCUGGGACGGAGCUCUGCAGCGGCGCUCCAGCUCCGUGGGCUACAUCGCAGCAGCAGAGGAAUAUUACACCGUCAAGUCUCGCAGCGAGCUGAUGUUUGAGAAACAGUCGGUGAGACACGGACUGAGGACCAGAGCCACACAUGCUGCAGGUGGGCGUCCUCCCCACCGGGG
Messenger RNA from Cynoglossus semilaevis (tongue sole), 348 nucleotides. RefSeq names its product acetylcholine receptor subunit delta-like. Gene Ontology annotation, biological process: monoatomic ion transport. Gene Ontology annotation, cellular component: membrane. The transcript is spliced from 2 exons. The annotation marks the transcript as partial. Lineage: Eukaryota; Metazoa; Chordata; Actinopteri; Pleuronectiformes; Cynoglossidae. The record is from RefSeq and is a predicted model, not a curated record.